This is a messenger RNA of Penicillium nucicola, 252 nucleotides long. RefSeq lists its product as uncharacterized. NCBI's taxonomy places the organism in Eukaryota, Fungi, Ascomycota, Eurotiomycetes, Eurotiales, Aspergillaceae. The transcript has a single exon. The coding region runs from base 1 to 252 and encodes 83 amino acids. The record is from RefSeq and is a predicted model, not a curated record.
AUGGAUCUCAAUGGAGUGAAACAAGCUGUUGCUUCAUUCUGGGGGAAUGACCCUUACUACCCACGACCAGGAAAAGACCCGGUGAUUUGGGAUGCGUUUCGAGAGCGCUACAUUCAGAUCAGUGAAGCGUGUAUGAGGAUUUGUGGGCCAGAAGUGGAAUCUCGAUAUACCCUGCCGAAUCAAUUCAUUCAACUGGUGGAAGAGGAAGGAAAGAAAAGAGAGGAGAAGGAUCAGGGCACUUGUCUGAAAUGA